ACAGUAGACUUGGCGCCUAUAUCUUUUAAUUCCUAAACACUCUUUCUCAACUUUCACAAACUUACAAAACCCUCUCUCUCUCUUCCUUGAAAUCGAAUCCUAUACAUACAUACAUACAGGCACAAUUGUGAAAAUCAGUACAAAUUCAAAACACACAAAAAGCAAUGAGUUCGAGUAGCGGAGAAGAAAGAUCCGAAAUCGCAUUCUUCGACGUGGAGACCACGGUGCCGACCCGAUCCGGCCAACGGUUCGCAUUGUUGGAAUUCGGAGCCAUCCUGGUUUGCCCUAGAAAGCUCGUCGAGCUCCAGAGCUACUCCACCUUGGUCAAACCAGCCGAUCUCUCUCUCAUCUCCACCUUGUCCGUACGCUGCAAUGGUAUCACUCCCGACGCCGUCGUUUCCGCCCCUACCUUCCUACAAAUCUCCGAUCGCGUUUACGACCUCCUCCACGGACGGAUUUGGGCGGGUCAUAAUAUACUAAGGUUCGAUUGUGCAAGAAUAAGAGAGGCAUUUGCGGAGAUUGGUAAGCCCGCACCUGAGCCUAAGGGUGCUAUUGAUUCAUUGCAAUUGUUGACACAGAAAUUUGGAAGGAGAGCUGGUGACAUGAAGAUGGCCACUCUUGCAACUUAUUUUGGGCUUGGGCAGCAGACACACAGGAGCUUGGAUGAUGUUCGGAUGAAUCUUGAAGUUGUCAAGUAUUGUGCAACUGUUUUGUUCUUGGAAUCAAGCCUUCCAGAUAUAUUCACUGCAAACAGUUGGGUUUCCCCAAAUGCUAUGACAAGAAGUCGUAGUAAUGUAAAAUCAACUCCAGAGGGGGUGAGUCUAAAAAUAAAUACUCCCCCAUCAAGUUCAAAGUUAAAUGAUGAUCCAAUGCUAUCUCCUACAAAUCAAGAGCCAGAGGAAAAACAUCCAAUUUUAUCUCUUCUGACACGCAUCACAGAACCUAAUACAGCUCAACGGGAUCCUUUUGACAUGGGCCAGCUUAGCAAUGAAAUGGAGUCAUAUGAGACGUCUUCCACAGAGUCUUCCGCAGCUGCUGUCUCCGAUGGUAGCAGUGACUCUGCAGGGUUUUUAGAGCCUGAUGAAGUUAAUAUUUCUUCUAUCAGCGCAUCUUUUGUUACAUUUUUUCGUGGGAGUCAAAGAAUACAAUUAUUGCAUGAAGGUUUCAUUUUGCGGCUUAGUUGUAGUCGUUUGAAAGUGCGGUUUGGAAUAAGUACAAAAUUUCUUGAUCAUGCUGGUCGGCCUCGGUUGAACUUUGUGGCUAAUGCCCCACAGAGUUUAUGUAAGGUUCUUGAUACAUGUGAUGGUAUUGCACAGAAGUUGUCCUUGGAUUCAGGUAGCAACUCUGAAUGGAGGCCUGUUGUGAUUAGGAAAAAUGGCUUUGUCAACUACCCUACAGUGAGGCUGCACAUACCAAAUACCAUAUCUGGAGAUAACCCGUACGGAACAGAGAUGUAUCAAAAAGAUUCAGGCAGCAUGCAGAAGCUUGUGUUCAGUAAAUACGAUCCUGCAGAACUUGAUCCCUUGUUCACUCCUGGUACCUUUGUGGAUGCAUUCUUUUCAAUAGAUCCAUAUGACUAUCAGCAGAAUGCAGGCAUUCGUUUGGUGGCAAAAAAAUUGAUUAUCCAUUCCAAUUGAUGAAAGAAGACAAUCUCUAAUCUGUUCAAUAGGACCAGUUGCUCUGUAAAUUUGUCAUGUUGGACCAAGUAGACUAACAUAAAGAAAGAAAAUGUUUUUAAUGUUAGGAUGGAAAGGACCAUUAAUACUGAUGAUUGAUUGUAAGAUAUAAAUGCAAAAUUUGUUCGAAUUUUUAUGUUAUAUGUGGCCAACAAAUUAAUAAACAGAUUUGCAUUUCCAAGUUA
Quercus robur (English oak) is the source of this 1861-nucleotide messenger RNA. RefSeq names its product protein NEN1-like. NCBI's taxonomy places the organism in Eukaryota, Viridiplantae, Streptophyta, Magnoliopsida, Fagales, Fagaceae. Bases 165 to 1637 code for a protein of 490 amino acids. The transcript is spliced from 6 exons. The record is from RefSeq and is a predicted model, not a curated record. Gene Ontology annotation, molecular function: nucleic acid binding; 3'-5' exonuclease activity.